Molecule: messenger RNA, 897 nt
Organism: Funneliformis caledonium
Lineage: Eukaryota; Fungi; Glomeromycota; Glomeromycetes; Glomerales; Glomeraceae
Source: the annotation of a GenBank genome assembly
AUGUCUUCCGAAACAUAUCAUACGGCAAAGGAUUCUUUUUUCGUUAAUUCUAGUGAACAUAUUCAAAUUGAAGUUUUGCAUUAUCCUCCUAUUAAUAAAACUCAGAAUUAUCCACCAAUUUUAUUCAUCCAUGGAGGUUUUCUUGCGGCUUGGUCUUGGGAUGAUUUUUCUCAUUGGUUUUCGGAUAAAGGAUUUGAUUGUUAUGCAAUGAGUUUUCGAGGACAUGGACAAAGUACGAAGACUCCUAAUAAGGACAAAUGGUGGUCAUUAAAUGAAAUUACACAAGAUAUCUCAGCUGUAACUGAUGAAAUUAUUGCUAGAACAAAAGUUAAUCCUAUCCUUGUUGGACAUUCAUUUGGAGGAGCGUUGCUUCAAAAUUAUCUUGAAGAUAAUCACCAGAAAGUAUCUGGAGGGGUUUUGUUGGCAUCACCGUCGCCUUAUUUACACAAAACAAGCUUCUUUAAAGUCAUUUCAAACAUCAUUUCAAGUCACCAAAUCUUCCCAUACCUUAAAGCAAUUAUCACAUCAAAUCCGUAUGCCACGAUCGAAACUCCCGAAUUAAUGAAAAAACUCUUAUUUUCUUCAGCGUAUCCCGAUUCCAUGGCUAGAGAAAUUCACCCAAGAUUAGAAAAAUUUGGGUUUCUCUCGGGAUUUUUGGAACUAACAAAACCAUUUGUUGACCCUUCAAAAAUCAAAUGUCCUAUGAUUGUAAUUGGCGCCGAAGAGGAAAAUGCAUCCUUUGAUAAUGUAAAAGUGUUAUCAGAAACUGCCAAAGUUUAUGGCGUCGGAUAUGAUAUCGUUGGAGCUGCUGGUCAUGAAAUUAUGUUGGACCUUACAUGGGAAGAUGCUGCUAAAAUUGUCUUUGAUAGAAUCCAAGAAAGAAUUAUCAACAAAUGA